This is a messenger RNA of Colletotrichum spaethianum, 1323 nucleotides long. RefSeq lists its product as uncharacterized. The transcript has 3 exons. The record is from RefSeq and is a predicted model, not a curated record. Bases 1 to 1323 code for a protein of 440 amino acids. NCBI's taxonomy places the organism in Eukaryota, Fungi, Ascomycota, Sordariomycetes, Glomerellales, Glomerellaceae.
AUGAGGCUGCCCGGCCGGCACCUGACAAAAACAACAACCCGACCGGCAUCUCGAUUUUCGGUGACCCUGCCGCCGGCAGAGGAGGCAACAUCACGGACACCAGUGGAAGUCACGACCCCAAAGGAGAGCCCUAUCGGCCUUGGCGAUAGAGACGACAACAGAGCUGACGACGCGGCCUCCCUGAGCAAUGAGAAUGACAGCUCUGACGACGACAGAGACGGCGACUCCGACGAGGAGGACAGUAACAAUGAGUCCAUCCAGAUGGUCAACACUCCUACCCCUGCCCACGACAAAGCUGGCAGAAGCAACCGCCGCAGCAGGGCUGGCAAUUACCAUCGUUCCCUCGAGGAUACCAUCUCUACCCUCGACAAAGAGAUGGCUACCGCCCCCGACAAUGAGCUUCGCAAGGAGGUACUCGUUAUUUUUGACGAGUUCUUUAAGAAAAAAUCCAAGCAAGAGAAUAGUAACGCCUCAUUCGUCACGAAUGGCGUCGUCCGCGGUGUCAAGGAAGCCUGUCAGAGAGCCCGGGAUGCUAAGAUGACUGGCGUAUCGGGUUGGUCGGCAAAACUACCAUCUCACGCGCAGGUUCUGGCGGUAUGCAUGUUGCACAAGAACGGAUAUCUCGUUGAGUCUAUCGGCGGAUGCCUUGCUGAACUGCAGAGGUCAAGCCUAGCGCAAGUCAGGGACACCGGAUUCACUGGCGAGGCCACCAGCGGCACGCCUGCCAUUGAGACACUUCUCCAAUGGAAAGAGGGGGUUACUACCUGGCAAGGCAAGGUUAAAGCCAAAUUUGAGGACCUUGCCGCGACCCAUGAUAAGGCUAUCAACCAGCUUCACGUCAAGAUUAAGGCCAAAAGAGACAGCAACAUCGCUCAAAACGACAUGAUUAACCAGUUGCGCGGUGAACUUGCCGCCAAAGUUCAUCGCAAGGUCUCAAUUCCCGCCAAGCUUGCCGCGAAAUUCGAGGAGUUCAACGCGAUGUCCGACAAGCUUAACGCCAUUGACCACAAGACUAACAUGGAGAAUCGAAACGGCCACACCACUAACCCUGCCAACUCCCACGGCAAGGCUACCACCGGGGGCAGCAAGUCAGGCAGAAACGCAACUGGCAGUCGCAGCAACGGCAACCCUCGCCCGCCUAACGUUGAACCUCACGCCUUCAGCGCCGAGGGCGUCGCCAAAGCCCAGAAGGCCACCAACCCCUACGCCAAGGCCACCAAGAAACGCGACGCUCCUGGCGCCGCGACCGGCACCCCCACCAAGAAGGCGCACACCAACAAGGGCAAGGGAACAAACAGGCUGCCAGGGGAUAUGGAUCUGUGA